This is a messenger RNA of Oncorhynchus gorbuscha (pink salmon), 837 nucleotides long. RefSeq names its product pollen-specific leucine-rich repeat extensin-like protein 1. Lineage: Eukaryota; Metazoa; Chordata; Actinopteri; Salmoniformes; Salmonidae. The record is from RefSeq and is a predicted model, not a curated record. The transcript is spliced from 2 exons. Bases 1 to 837 code for a protein of 278 amino acids.
AUGUAUGUCCACGUCCCUGAGUAUGUCCACAUCCCCCGAGUAUGUCCACGUCCCCCUGAGUAUGUCCACAUCCCCCGAGUAUGUCCCCCCCCUGAGUAUGUCCACAGUGUGUCCACGUCCCCGAGUGUGUCCACGUCCCCCCGAGUAUGUCCACGUCCCCCGAGUAUGUCCACGUCCCCCGAGUAUGUCCACGUCCCCGAUCCCGAGUAUGUCCACAUCCCCGAGUAUGUCCACAUCCCGAUGUCCACGUCCCCCACGUCCCCUGAGUAUGUCCACGUCCCCCUGAGUAUGUCCACAUCCCCCCGAGUAUGUCCACGUCCCCCUAUGUCCACAUCUCAGAGUAUGUCCACGUCCCCGAGUAUGUCCACGUCCCCGAGUAUGUCCACGUCCCCGAGUAUGUCCACGUCCCCCGAGUAUGUCCACGUCCCCGAGUGUGUCCACGUCCCCGAGUGUGUCCACGUCCCCGAGUAUGUCCACGUCCCGUCCCACGUCCCGAGUAUGUCCACGUCCACGUCCCCGAGUAUGUCCACGUCUCAGUAUGUCCACGUCCCCUGUCCACGUCCCCGAUGUCCACGUCCCCGAGUAUGUCCACGUCCCCCGAGUAUGUCCACAUCUCCGAGUAUGUCCACGUCUCAGAGUAUGUCCACGUCCCCGAGUAUGUCCACGUCCCCGAGUAUGUCCACGUCUCAGAGUAUGUCCACGUCCCCGAGUAUGUCCACGUCCCCCGAGUAUGUCCACAUCUCCGAGUAUGUCCACGUCUCAGAGUAUGUCCACGUCCCCGAGUAUGUCCACGUCCCCGAGUAUGUCCACAUCCCGUGUAUGUCCACGUCCCCCUGA